UGGAGGCCCUAGAAGUAUUUAAUCCAGGAGAUGUGCCCAUGUGGGUGUCACACGGCAGAGAUUCAGGCACAUGCAGGUACACAGUAACGACAAUCUGUUGUGUGCCUUCAGAGACUGGGAAAGAACGUAUCAUUUUAAAUAUGGAGGACGUGCUUUUCGACCUGGAUCAGGAUGGCACUACUGAUUAUGCCUUUUGGGGACAAAUGGACCAAAACAUCCAGUUCCAGAGCCAGCUGGACAACUUCCUGCUGGACUACAACACAGCCGGACAGCUGUCACCCUGGUCCAACCUCGGCAGUCAGUCCAUGUUCCCGGACGCACAGCUGACCUUCACCGACCUCGACUUGCAGUCUCCGGGGGCAGACGCGUGCGCUGACGGGGAAAGCUCCUCCAUGGACGACCCCCUGGAGGUGACCAAGCACAGUGCGCGGCGGCUGUCUGCAAACCCCCCCUAUAAGGUGCAGCGGCAUGCCGCCAACAUCCGCGAGAGGAAGAGGAUGCUGAGCAUCAACUCUGCCUUCGAGGAACUGCGCUGCCACGUGCCCACGUUCCCCUACGAGAAGCGGCUGUCCAAGAUAGACACCCUGAGGCUGGCCAUCGCCUACAUCGCCCUGCUGAGGGAGAUCCUCAUGUCAGGCUGCGACCCCAAGUCCUACGUAGACGACUGCAUGAAGAGCGGAUACAAGAAUCACACUAACGCCAUCUGGAACACAAGCGACCUGACAGCCCGCCUCUCUUGGAUAAAGUGGGAUUAACUGAGAAACAUGGGGGUGCCCUGAGAGUGGAGAUUGCAGCGGAGAGGAGGUUCAGAUUUGUUUCUCUGUCCCUCUCUGUCAACAUGUCAAAGACAGGCAUUCGUCCCGCAUGACCGACAUCUGCAGACUUCUCAUCGGGUCACACACCUCAGGCUUUUCUAAAACCUCACCCACUUCCCCGUCCUCCGUGGCUUUUAAUAUUCUAAUUUAUUGUUGACUGGUUAAUUGAGAGCCAUUGUUUCUGAGGCCGGGGUGGGAAAGAGGGUUGGCAUUGUUUGCCCAAAUAGAUGGCACUUGUUAAAGAGGGAGAGGGGCACACUGGCAUGAGGCUGAAUGGACUUCCUGAGGGCUCAUACUUCUGCAUGAAGCAGCUGAAGUGUUUUCUGGACUCACGCUCAUUAGUGUGCGAGGCAAUGUGUUAAAAGAGCCUUGAUCAUGUAAAUGAGACAAUGGGCGUGAGAAGCAGAUCAGCGCGAUGUGUUUUAGCAUGUCAGGUGCAACAUGGCAAUAAGGCUAGGCUAAAGUAUUUAACAUGAAAACUCUGAAAUCUCUUGUAACAUUUAUUUAUGUAUAUAUUUAUUUAUUCCUUAUUUUGUGUAUUUAUGACAAAAUACUUUUUGGGACAUGUUUUUUUGACAUAUUUUGAUUAUUUAUUUCAUUUUUAUUGUGAUUUAAUGUACAUUUGAAGCUAUUUCAUGCUUUGGAAAAAUGUAAUUUAUUCUCAAAUCAGCACAGACGUCGAUGUGAUAAUUUAAUGUAUUUGUAUUUGUGAUCAAUGAUCAUUUCUCAGGAUCAUAAAAAGCACAUUUUCUCCGCUUUGGUUUUCUAUGAUAUAUUUUUGAAAUACGGAUUUUAACUGUUUCAGGGGUUAUUCAAGCACCUACAUCUCUCUCUGUCCCCUGAUUUCUCUACCUGUUAGUAUUA
Molecule: messenger RNA, 1679 nt
Organism: Eleginops maclovinus (Patagonian blennie)
Lineage: Eukaryota; Metazoa; Chordata; Actinopteri; Perciformes; Eleginopidae
Product: pancreas transcription factor 1 subunit alpha
Exons: 2
Coding region: 39-755 (238 amino acids)
Biological process (GO): developmental process; regulation of transcription by RNA polymerase II
Molecular function (GO): protein dimerization activity; RNA polymerase II transcription regulatory region sequence-specific DNA binding; DNA-binding transcription factor activity, RNA polymerase II-specific
Source: RefSeq, a predicted model, not a curated record